UUUAACAAUUUGUUGUUAUUUUGAAAUUUGUCGGUGUUUUGAUUACUUAUCUAAAAUGACCUUUAGAGCUUAGGUCAUGGGUCAUUCUUCUGGCAACGAAAAACGGCAACCGAUGUCAACGACAUUAUUUAUGAGAAUGUGUGUUGCUUUUCUCCGAAAAUAAUGUAAAACAUAGUCUGUCUCCGAACAAAAUACAAGAAACCCGCAGCAUCAGUCAUGGAAGAUGAAAAUGCAGUCUCCCAGAAGGAGUCGGAAACUGCCAAGGAGGAAGAGAAAGAGACGGACACCAGUAAGGAGAAAGGCUUGAAGCCUGGUAGCGCUGGCUCCUCCAAAUCCAGAACCCCAUCAGCUUCUAGUAAGAGGAGUGCUUCUCCAGCCAAGACCCCUGCCACGAAGCCUGCUGCUAAGCCGGCUGAUAAAGGGGCAGCGAAGGGCAAGAAACCAGUCAAAGGAGGCAAAUCAAAGAAGGAUGAACAUGAAGAAAAGCCGGCAGUUGAAGGAAAAGGAGGAGGCGGAGGAGAUGAUAUUACGCCCCUCUUUCUGGCCUCCAAGACUCAAGAGCUCUUUUCCUGUGUUGCUGACGUUGACGUAACCGAAGAGAAUCCUUGUAAACUCCUCCCUAAGGAAGGAAUCCUACAAGAUAUGAAGACGAGGGCUGCUGUGUCGGAUUUCCAUCCUGUCAAACAGAUUAUGCUGGACUACCCAGGUGAGGAAGUAUUGGUUGUAUUCGACCCAGACUUCAAGCUUGGACAGAACUUCUACAUUGCUUUGACUGAGGAAGCCAAAAAUCGUAUUCUGAGCCCUCCAUCUGAGGAAGGUGAGGAGGGGGCGGAGCAAGUUGAUGGUGGUGGAGGGGUGCCUGGUGAGGAGGAGGAAGUCAUAGUGUAUCGGUACGUUCCUCCAGAGCCCAAGAAGUGGGUGUCGCUCGGCAGCGAAGUUGAGAUCGAGGAGGAGAGUGUGGUUGAAAGCAGACCUAAGAUUCAAAUGACUAUCCAGCGAGUGAGACGUGACUUCGGUGCACCGAUCAAGUUCACCGACCGGAACGCAGAUGAUGUAAAGGAUGGGUUCAUUGAAUGCUCAUCAUUUGAAGACAAAAGCUACAAUGUGAAGAAGAUGGAGAUGGAUUUUGGAACUCAGGCCGUGCCCACGUAUGCAGAAAGCGGCACACAGACUGAAUGGAAACAUCCACGUAACCAAGCCACUCAGUAUUUCCCGCGGGAAUUCAACAUCGAUGAGAAGAAGACUUUGAUGGAGACAGAGGAGGUGCUCAACACUAUCAAUAAAGUCACACCAAGGUUUGAGUUGGCUCUACAGCAGAAUGAGAUCAUGAAUGUAUUCUUUGAUGACUGGGUGGCUCUCGCUGAUGAAGACAGCACUUUUGGCAGCAAGUCUGACAGCCACCUAAAGGAGUACCAGUCUUUCACUGAUCUCCAGUUCAGUAAAGACAAAGCUAUCACCUGCAUUGAGUGGCAUCCAUCAAUCAAAGGCAUCGUAGCUGUGGCUUGCUCGGAGCGCAUGACGUUUGAUGACCGUGUCGACAAUGCCUCUAAGAUUAUCAUGAGCCCCUCACUGAUUCUCCUCUGGAGCUUCACAGAUCCAAUCCAUCCACAGAUUUUGUUGGAAGCUCCAGAUGACAUCAUCAGUUUCAAGUUUUGUCCGACGGACCCCAACAUUAUUGCAGGGGGGUGUAUCAAUGGCCAAGUCGUCAUGUGGGAUAUCAGCAAACAUUCCGACCGUCUCCGUAGCAACCAGCGUGGUAAACAAACAAAGAAGAACUCCAUGAUGAAACUGCCUGGUUUUGAGGAUGAGAAUGUUGAUAAGACGCCUGUCAUACGAUACUGUGCAGUCUCUGGCAUUGAACACAGUCAUAAGACGGCCAUAGCUGACUUACAAUGGGUCCCGGAUCACAUGGAGAUCACGCGUAUGGGGAUGAUUGUGGAGAACAAGACUCAGACAUGCAGUCAGAUUCUAACCGGGUCUACAGAUGGUUACAUCGGUAUCUGGGAUACAAAGCCCCCUAAGGGUCACACUCCGUCUGUAGAGGAGGCAAGGCAGAAGGACAACCCCCUGGCUGUAUCAACCAUGUUUAAACAUCUGGACCUGACAUGGAAACCAACCCUUAAGUUUCCAGUGAGUAAAAUUGAAGGAACUGGGGAGUAUGGUGUCAUGAGAAUCAGUAUCCAAGAGAGACAAGGAGAUAGAGGUGCCUUGGAAAAGAGUGGUAAAGGGUCCGAUACCAACAUGGGAGGCAUAGGCAUGGGAGGCUCAAUGAGGACAGGCUCAGCCAAAGACAAGAAGCCCCUGGAAGGAGCCACCUCAAAAUUCUUCGUCGGAACUGAGUCUGGUGAACUUGUGUAUGCUGAUUGGAAACUGGAGAAAGACGUUGACUCUGGCAAAUUACAACCUCCGAAGCCCCAGUUUGCCAAGUUGUAUCAUGACUGGAGAAUAAACACCCUGCAGCGAUCUCCGUUCUACAAGGAUCUCAUCCUGACGGUUGGAGGCUGGAACUUUACUCUCUGGAAAGAAGGAGUUGAGGGUGGACCCAUAAUCCACUCAGCCACAGCACCCAAGAAACUAACUGCCGGUUACUGGUCACCAACUCGUCCAGCGGUGUUCUUCAUCGGCUGUGCUGAUGGCAAUAUUGACAUCUGGGACCUGUUGGAUAAAACCCAUGAACCAUCGCAGACGCAGAAUGUAUCGGCUUCAAGUAUCACUCAGAUCUACCCAUGGGUUGUCAACAGUAAGCAACAGCUUCUGGCAGUCUCUGAUAGCGUAGGUACCUUACAUAUAUUAGAGGUACCCUGGACCCUACGUCAUGCCACCUCGGCAGAGCUCCCAAGCAUGUCUAGCUAUAUUGAUCGUGAAGUGAAGAGGCUUGAGUACAUCGAUAAACGCCAAGACUUCCACAUCCAGAGCAAGAGGAAGUUGGAUGCAGAAGAGGCACAGAAGAAGUUGGUGCAGCCUGCAGACCCUAGCACUGAGGAGGUUGAGAAUAAGAUGAGAGUCGGAUUCCUGGACUACAAAGAAGAUGAGAAGAAGUUCCUGGAAGCUCUUGGCCUGUACAUCCCACCGGAGGAACCCCUGCCUGAGGUGUAGAUGAACCACACCAGAGCUCUCCUCAAACAGUCAUCUAAAAUGUAUGUGCCUACAGUUUAUUUCAACCCUCCCUUGGCAGCAUAUUGCGCCACAGCACCUUGUAAACCAUUACAUGGGGCUAAGGAUUAGGUCUCAUAAUUCAA
Molecule: messenger RNA, 3239 nt
Organism: Asterias rubens (European starfish)
Lineage: Eukaryota; Metazoa; Echinodermata; Asteroidea; Forcipulatida; Asteriidae
Product: WD repeat-containing protein 63-like
Exons: 22
Coding region: 217-3096 (959 amino acids)
Biological process (GO): cilium movement involved in cell motility; inner dynein arm assembly
Cellular component (GO): inner dynein arm
Molecular function (GO): dynein light chain binding; dynein heavy chain binding
Source: RefSeq, a predicted model, not a curated record